AUGACUGAUGAUAAAAAGCCCGCUGGUCCUGCCCCUGGCAUGAACCAUGCCGAUGUUGCCAUCGCUAUCCAGGCCGACAAGGACGCCCGCAGUGUCGAACGCAACACCCAAUUCCUCAAGAUCGACAUGCACACGCAUAUCCUCCCCAAGCACUGGCCUGACCUGAAGAAAAAGUACGGAUACGGCUCAUGGAUCCAACUCGACCACAUCGAACCGGGCAAAGCCAACAUGAUGAUGGACGGCAAGAACUUUAGAACCAUCGAAUGCAACUGCUGGUCGUCCGAGCAGCGCAUUAAAGAGUGCAAUGCCACUGAUGUCGACGUCCAGGUCUUGUCGACAGUCCCAGUGAUGUUCAACUAUGCGGCCCGCCCUGAGCACACCCUCGAUCUCGCCAGAUACUUGAACGAUCACAUUGCUCAGGUCGUCGCCGAGGACCCCAAGCGCUUCGUCGGUCUCGGAACACUCCCCAUGCAGGCUCCCAAGCUGGCCGUUCAGGAAUUGAAGCGUUGUCGUGAAGAGCUUGGCCUGACCGGUAUCCAGAUCGGAAGCCAUAUCAACGACUGGAACCUCGACGCCCCCGAACUCGACCCCAUCUGGGCUGCCUGCGAGGAGACCAACGCCGUCGUUUUUGUGCACCCUUGGGACAUGGACAACAAGGGUAGGAUGGAGAAAUACUGGUUCCCCUGGUUGGUCGGCAUGCCCUGUGAGACUACCAUCUCGAUCUGCGCCAUGGUGAUGGGUGGUGUUCUUGAGCGCUUCCCCAAGCUCAAGGUCUCGUUUGCCCACGGAGGAGGCUCCUUCCCCGCAACCGUCGGUCGCAUUCAGCAUGGAUUCGAGGUCCGCCCAGACCUGUGCGCCACCAGGACCAAGAACGGUCCUAUGACAUACUUGAACCGCAUCAUGGUCGACUCGCUUGUGCACGACGAGGAGACACUCGAAUUUUUGAUCAAGAAGAUGGGUAUCGAUAACAUUAUGCUCGGAUCCGACUAUCCCUUCCCCUUGGGUGAGCUGCAUCCUGGAAAGAUGAUUGAGGAGGCUCGCUGGUUGACCAACGAGGAGAAGACCAAGCUCCUCAGUGGAAACGCCAUCCGGUUCUUGGGACUUGACCACUUGUUGGACACCAAGAUGUCCGAAUAG
Linnemannia hyalina is the source of this 1137-nucleotide messenger RNA. The record is from the annotation of a GenBank genome assembly. NCBI's taxonomy places the organism in Eukaryota, Fungi, Mortierellomycota, Mortierellomycetes, Mortierellales, Mortierellaceae.